Molecule: messenger RNA, 846 nt
Organism: Debaryomyces fabryi
Lineage: Eukaryota; Fungi; Ascomycota; Pichiomycetes; Serinales; Debaryomycetaceae
Exons: 1
Coding region: 1-846 (281 amino acids)
Source: RefSeq, a predicted model, not a curated record
AUGUCUGAAAUAAUUGAUAAAAUCACUCCAAACAAGAAGUUUGAAUCGAAAUCGAUUAACCAUAUUCGUUCUUAUUCGUUGGUCAAGCAGCUCGAAGGAUUUUUGUUAUCUUUCUCCUUGGUAAACAUUUUGUACCAAUAUGUUAGUAGUGUUAUUAAUUUUGUUAAUACCAAGUUAUCUUCAGUUGACGUUGUAUACGACAGCUUAACAUUUGUUGACGAAAAGGUUGAUGGUAUUGUUUUGUCAAAAGUUGACUGGGGCGUGAAACAGGUUCCAUCUAGCGACAAGUUAAACCCAGUGGUUUAUGCUAGAGCAGGUUACAACUAUGUUAAUGCCAGUAUCUUGAGACCAAUCAACAACAUCAUCUACAAUGCUGGUGACAAGGUUUUGCCAGCAACUGUGGAAGAAAAUAAGGCGGUUUUCAAAUUGGAGGAAUUGGGUGAAUCAUCCGAGGUAUCUAAAUUUUUCAAAAUUGUCAAUGAAUUUGUUUCCAGAGCCAAGACAUUUGUUUCCAACAAGUCUAACGAUGUUUCUAACAACUUGAUUUCGACUUACAACAACGAGUUAAACACCAUGAAGGAUGAAGCUUCUGUCUACAAGAAGAAACUUGUGGCUAGCUACAAUACCGGGUACAGAUUUGUGAGUGAUGUCAACAGUCAGACCCAGGAAUACGUUGCUGAUGUAGCUACUACUACCAGAAACAAGGCCGAUUCGCUUAUUUCAGAUGCCAAGCAAGGCAUUUCUGCUAUUAACAGCAAAGCCAAUGAAAUCCGCAAUGAAGGUUCUGAAUUAUUGAACGGAUCCUCGAACUCCAAUCAGGCACCAGCUGUUAGUGCCUCGGCUUAA